CAUGAGUCCGCAGGUGCUCCUCAUCUUCGCCUUCUACGCCUGGAUGUUCCGCUCCGGCAAGGUGCGGCCGCUUCCUCCUCCUCCGUCGCCGCCACGCCGCUCCGGCUCAGCCUCAUCGGAGGACCGCCUCCGGGACCUCGGGGUCGCCGGCAUCUGCCGCGAGAUCCUCCGCGUCGUCCUCGCCCGGCCCCCGCGCUUCGUCGGCACCGUCGUCACCCUGGCCCUCCACGUCUCCGCGCUCUCGCUCGCGCACGCCACCCUCGUCGCCCGCCUCCUUGACGCCUGGGGCUCCCGCUGGGGCGCCUUCCUCCUCCUCGCCCUCCUCGAGGCCGCCUGCCUCUGCGUCCUCAUCGUCCUCUCGUGCUCCACCGCCGCCUCCUUCGCCAUCUCCGUCGCGUCCUUCUACUGCUGCGCCGCCGACGACGACCGCGCCCGCGAGGCCCUCGUGGAGCGCCUGAUCGAGGAGGCCCGGUGCAGGCGACUCGCGGAGAACGUCUUCGACGCGCUCGUCGUCGUCCUGCUCUACACCGCCGCCGCGGUGGCCGGCAUGCUCGCGCUCCAGUGGGUCUGGCUCGUCGCCGCGCCGGGAGCCCGCGCGCUGGACUUCAGCUACGCCCGCGACUGGUUCCUCGCCGGGCUGCUCUACAUGGGCGCCGACUACCAGCUGGCCGCCGUCGUGUCGGUGCUGGAGCCCGACGAGCGCGCCAGGAGGUGCUUCAGCAGGAGCAGCGCGCUCCUCGCCGGCAACUUCUGCCCCGCGGCCGGCGUCUUCGCCUUCCUCGUCCACUGCUUCGAGUCCGUGCACGCCGUGUUUGGGUCGCUGGUCCUCGACGGCAGGAUGGGUCUCGGCUUCGGCUUCCAGGUGGCCGCGACGCUCGCGAUGGUGGCGGCCCUGUGCGCGGUGCUCGUAGCGGCCCUGGUGGCGCAUCCUGUGAUUUACUUCGUGUGCAAGGCUUACCACAACGACGCCGUCGACCUCGGGCUAGGAGAGCACGACCCAGCCGACAACAGCAAUGGCGUUCACUAGGAUACCAUCAUAUCUACCCAGUAAGCGUUUGGUGAAAUGCCUCACCCGGAUUCUUCUCACUUUCAAUCUCGAGAGAACUCUUCCAUGUCCAGUUUUGAAAUGCAUUGUUUGGAUUUCGUACGCCGGCUAAUGGUUUGCUUUACAAGUUCAGGUAAAACAAGAUCUGUCAGCCCAGUGCUUAACAUCGAUUUAUACCUGUGUUUGUGUGUGAGAAACUAGUGAACUGAUUAACUGAAAUUUGGUGAGGUUAUUCAGCUAAUUUAUUGGCGUCAGCCUCAAGUCCACAACAAUGGGAGAUCGAGAUUUUUAUAGUUUGUUACCGCGAUUUGUAUGCUGGAUCAGAAAAGAUAAUGCAGAAUUAUAUCAAUAGGUUU
Messenger RNA from Lolium perenne, 1401 nucleotides. NCBI's taxonomy places the organism in Eukaryota, Viridiplantae, Streptophyta, Magnoliopsida, Poales, Poaceae. The record is from RefSeq and is a predicted model, not a curated record.